AUGGCCCUAGUAACUACAGCUGAAGUCUGUGACGCGAACCCACAGCUCAUCGUGAGCGGCGAGCUUCGAGCCCUUCAACCGUGUUUCCAAAUUUACGGCAGGCGGCAAGUAUUCUCCGGGCCCGUCGUGACUCUCAAAGUCUUCGAGGACAAUGUUUUGGUGCGCGAGUUUCUCGAGGAGAGGGGCAACGGGCGAGUCCUUGUUGUCGAUGGUGGUGGUAGCAUGAGGUGUGCCAUACUUGGCGGGAACCCGGUCGUGCAGGCCCAGAAUAACGGGUGGGCCGGCAUAAUAGUCAACGGCUGCAUAAGGGACGUUGAUGAGAUCAAUGGCUGUGAUAUUGGGGUUCGUGCACUGGCCUCUCACCCUGUGAAAGCUAGCAAGAAGGGUAUUGGGGAGAAGCAUGUUCCGGUGAGUAUUGCCGGGACACGGAUAUCUGACGGGGAGUGGCUCUAUGCGGAUACAGAUGACUCCGCCGGCAAAACCAUCAGACCACCGCACGCGAUGCGCACUCGCUUCCUCGCCACCGAUUACUCAGCCACCGCACUUGAAGGCGGUCCAGUCGAACUACCUGACUUCGUUCAGAUACCUCUCCUUGAGCUCUCUCCAACAACCUAUCCCGACGCUUCUGCUAACUUCUCGCCGUCCUUUGACGAAAUUCCAGUUUUCGACGUCGCUUGCGAAAUCGAGCAGCUACAGAUUGAGGAUGCUCUCUCGAUAUUCUUGUCCGAUGUUCUUCCUCACUUUGUGGACGGCGCGGGUUUUGAGGAGACGAGGAUUGACGGCAGCGAAGAAAAUUUCACGGAGGGGAAAGAUGGAACGCCAUGUGAUGAUAAGGGUGAUUUUGGACUUAAAUUCCCACGAUUUGAAAUUCCAGAGAUUGAUGUUACAUCUCUUCCGUUGUUUGAGUUGCAGGAUUUGCUAGAUUCUGAGCUUACGCUACAAAAUCCAUCUGAAAUUCAACAGUCAGUUUAUUCAGUUGAUGAUGAGAGCGUAGAGUACUCAAUGGAACAAAAGUCUGAUAUGUUGGAAGAUGCUGAUUGUGGUCUGGGAAAACUUCAUUCUCAUAACAUCCAGUUUCCUCUAUUUGAACUUGAUGUGGAGAGUCUGGAUAUUCUUGGAAGAAUAUAUAAGAUGGAUGAACAUCUGAGCUUUGAGAAUAUCAAAAAGAAAGAGUUGGAACAUCCAGAUGUAUUAAUUAGCAACAACGAGCUCUUGGGUUCUAUGGAGUUUGACUUGAUAAAGUACUUAUUACAAAAUUGUGCUGCGAUACAUUGCCUUGAGGAUUCCGAUUUUCCAUCACAAUUGGGCUGUAUAACCAUUAUUGAGCUGUCAUGUCAGGAGUACCCAAAACUUCAUCAUGGAAAACAGGAGAAUGAUGUGAUUCAGUCCAUGGACCCAAUACUAUUUGAUGAAUUUUUGUUCCUCGAUGCGGAUACAUAUUUUUACUGCAAGGUACUUUCAGAUUCUGCAAAGGAGAUUGAAGCUGAAAAAUGUGAAUCCCUGUUUGGAAAAGCCAUGAACUUUAAAAGUUUCAGUGAAUUAGUUGUUUCUCACGAGCUUACUCUAAUGGAUGACUCCUUCAAGUCGCUACCUGUACCUAUCUUCUCAGAUGACGGAAAUACUUGUUCAUCACAUGCAUUUGUUGAGAAGUUAUUUGCUCAGUUAGAUUGGCAGACUUGGUCAGCAUCUGAUGAUCUAUAUCUAGAUUGGCGUUUACUUGGGGAAGAUGAUUCUGAAUCAGGGAAAUAUUCCACUUGUCGGAAAAUGUUCUGGGAGAUAGAUACAUACAACAUUGAUGCCUCUAUGUUCACAAGUGAUGGUGGAAAACAGAUCUUUGAUUUUAUUCUCUCUGCUUGUCACUCAGAUAAAACAAGUGUGGAGAACAACAAGAAUACCCUGAACCAAUCUGGCAGUGAUGUCUCUAUGGUCCAUUCUUCUGGUGAAGCGGGUUUAACUAGCUUGAGGAAUCAUGGGGAAAAAAAGAUAAAUGAAGAUAUUCUCUUAAGAUCCGGUGUUGAGGAAAUUGCAAGGUUUGGUGAGUCCAUGUCUAGUGAUCUUGAUUUUUUUCUGAAUCCACUUAACUAUGUUAAAGGAAGAGAAAGUAUACCUGCUAACAAGUCCUUUGAUACUAAUACGGAGUGUCAAGUGGUGUCAGUCAAUGAUUCUGCGGCUGCCACUAUAACCACUGAAGUUCAGCAGAAUGGGAAUGUUAAGAUACACCAGAAAAGUCCUUUUGAUUCUGCAUUGCAACAACAGGAUUGUGAAACUAAGUUGGAAGAGCUAUUAAAUCCUGUACCUGGUGAAGGGAUCUAUGGUAAUGAAGUUGUGCAUGAAGAACACUGCCAUAGGAUGCCAGUUCAAUCAAUACCAGUGGGUUUGGAAUCCAAGCAAAACUUGUCUUGCAAGCCUCUGUGCCCCAAAACCAUAAUAAUUGUAAAUACCCGAAACUUCAACGAAGAAAUGAUAAUCUCCAGGAGAAGUACUUACCAAAGGAUUCUUGAAAUGGAGCAAGAAGGAGCACAAGUUGUGGAACGGGACGUAGUCUUGCCUGUUGACAUAAUAGUAAGUUCAGCAGUUUGUCUCUCUUGGUAUGACUGCAGAAAUAUUGGAAGGAAAGCUUCAGCUCCAGAUGAGGCAUUUUCAUGCUUGCCUUUAUGUGUUGAAAGCAUUGCAGCGAGUAUCUUGACUUCCUUGAGCUUUGCUUUCGGUUGCUGCAUCCUGAUAUUUGAAGGAGAUUUAAAUUUCUUAUGUAGCAUUAUGGAAUCAUCAGACGAACUCUAUGCUGCAGGGGCUAGCUUGGGAGUUGACAUACAGAUUUUUUACUCAUAUUCGUAUGAGAUGACUGAAGAGAUCAUAAUCUCUUGCAUCAAUGUUGCAGCAGGGUUGAGUGGGGACCUCUACCCCAGAAUGUCGGAAUCGGAGGGCCUAGCAGAAUCAUUUCUCACUGCAUUUCCUUCUAUUAAUCCUCUUUCAGCUCAUGCAAUAUUGUCAUCAGAUACCAUACUAGGGAAGUUCUUGGAACUGUCGAAUGAGGGCAGAGUCUUGGCUCUUAAAAAAUACAAGGUUCAUGAUGAAAGUGUUGCUCUACUAAGUGCAAUAUGCAGAUAUGGAGAGCAAGAGGAUUCUAAAUCUGGUUUGACAAAUAGCUCUUCUGUAUCAGUUCCAGAUUUCGAAAAUGCCGAACCCAAAAUUGCAUCCGAGAGGAAGAAACCAAGAUACACACACAACCUUUAUGAUCCUGGUGAGCCUCCAGAAUGUUUGUUUCAUACAGAAUCACUGAAGUUAAAUCCAGGUGACCAACUUAAUCUGUCCAAAUUGUCUGCACCGUGCAAUGCUUGGCUCUCAGGAAGUAAUGAAAUAUACAAUAAAUUGGCACCAAUCGAUAUGUGUUUUGAUGACAAGUUACCCGGUCAUUGUCUGGAUAAUGAUGCUGAUAUGAUGAAGUCAAGCCUUCCAGAUUUCCCGUUGACUAAAGGUAUUAAUAUAUCAGAUGAGAGAGAGAAGCCGUGGAUGCCUCAGUUUGACUUAGAUUGUCCUCCAAGAUGGAGCUCAGCUACAGCAGCAAAGAACAACUUUGGCACACAAAGUAACAGGGUGACUGCAACUUUGCAGGAGAAUUUUACCGGUGAAGUUGUUGAUUUAGAGGAUACUCCAGAAUUUAAAGAACACUUCACAGCUGGAAAUUCUGCUAGCUUUCCAUUUGCUCAUUAUGUUGAGAAAGGUUAUGCUCAAAGGAGUUCCAGAAUUAAUAAACGACCUCUGAGUACGCCAGACCUUCCCCAGUUUACAAAUUCGAUCGACGAUGAUUCUGCACCUGUUGCCUGGGUUUCUAGGGAUGAUACACAAGCUUUGAGAAAAGGAAUUAAACCAUAUUUUGAUACUAUUAACCGAAACAGUUAUACUAUGGUGAACCGAAAUGAGCUGGUGCAAGAGAAUAAUAUGGGAAAAAUUCCAACAAAUUCCUACAAAAUGUCAAUCCAAGAAAAAUGUGUUCAAAGUGCUGGUGGCACUCCACUAAAAAAUGCUCUUCGCUCUACUCCUCCUCGAGGAUCUCCCUGGACAGUCGAGUUCUUAAAUAGAAUACGGGAAAAGAGUAGAUUGAGAAAGCAGUCUGCUUCUUAUGACAUAUCAUCCCCCCCUGCUUUUGGUUCUUCUGUGGACAUCUCAAAUAUUACCAAAAGGAAGAGUCCUUCGAUUCUUGAACUCUACAAGUAUGAUGGAGGCAACACCCCACUGAAAAAAGUUGAAAAAAAUAGACUAAAGAGAUCUUCACAACCAUUAAGUUCACUGAAGAACAAAAGUGCUUCUGCUACCUCAUCCCCAACAUGGACUCCAGUUGAUAAGAGAGCAAGACGGAUGCUGUCAUUUUCGAUGAAUGGAAUUAGAGGGCAAAGUAAACUGGUCUGGAAGGAUAACAAUAACCAGACCGCACAGAGAAGAUUGUAG
Striga hermonthica is the source of this 4446-nucleotide messenger RNA. Lineage: Eukaryota; Viridiplantae; Streptophyta; Magnoliopsida; Lamiales; Orobanchaceae. The record is from the annotation of a GenBank genome assembly.